AUGAAAAGAUCUCACGAAACGCUCCAAGAGAAGAUUUUUAUUAAGAAACAAAAGAAGCAAGUUUCAAAUCCAAUCGAUGAGGAAGAUGGUAUUUCCAAUUGUAUGGUUCGUAUCCCAGUCUCCCUAUACGUCUCAUUGGCUCCAAUGUAUAUGAACAAUCCCUUACAAGGUAUAAUGAAACAACAUUUGAAUCCAAUGGUUAUGAAAUAUAAUAGUACAGUAGGAGGAGUGGUCUUAGGUUAUGAAAAUUUGAAGAUUUGUGACAUGGAUCCAACAAAUGAUGAAACCUCCGAUGAAAAAUUGAUUAAAUUGACACCUGAUACUCCAUUUGGUUUUACAUGGUGUGAAGUCGACUUAUAUGCAUGGCAACCACAUGUCGGCGAUAUAAUGGAAGGAUACAUUUUCAUUCAAUCAGCUUCUCAUAUUGGGUUAUUACUACAUGAUGCCUUCAAUGCUAGUAUCAAGAAGAAUAACAUUCCAGAAGAUUGGACUUUUAUUUCAAAUGAUGAGGAAUAUAUAGCUGAAACAAGCCGAACAGACGAUGGCGAUAAGAAUGAAAAUAAUAAUGGUAAUGAAGGAAAUAACAACAAUGGUAUCCAAGGUAAUUCUUAUGUCAACCGUUCAUUAGGUUAUUGGGUGGAUGCUAAUGGGUCCCGUAUAGAUGGUAAAUUGAAAUUUACAGUGAGGAAUGUGCAUACUACAGGUAGAGUUGUGUCUGUAGAAGGUACAUUAUAUACCUAUGAUGGUGGUGCCACAAACCAAAAUACUCGUUCACAAGUAGAAAACUUACCUGUUGUAUCAAAUAAAAAGAUUGUAUUUGAUGAAGAAGUUGAAGAAGAAAACAAAGUCAGUCACAAAGAAUUGGACUUAUCUGCUGUGAGGGAAGAUGAUGGAUCAAAAAUUGUUUAUGAUCAAAACUCAAGUGACAGUAGUGAUGAUGAUUCAGAUGAUAGUGAUUAA
Naumovozyma dairenensis CBS 421 is the source of this 960-nucleotide messenger RNA. It is a transcript of the gene RPA43, whose product is annotated as DNA-directed RNA polymerase I subunit RPA43. Gene Ontology annotation, cellular component: RNA polymerase I complex. Gene Ontology annotation, biological process: DNA-templated transcription; DNA-templated transcription initiation. The record is from RefSeq and is a predicted model, not a curated record. The coding region runs from base 1 to 960 and encodes 319 amino acids. The transcript has a single exon. NCBI's taxonomy places the organism in Eukaryota, Fungi, Ascomycota, Saccharomycetes, Saccharomycetales, Saccharomycetaceae.